AUGUAUCACAACUGGAUUUAUAAUUUUUUCAGGCAAGGUGAAGCAUGUAACCAUGUAGCUGCUUUGCUGUUUGCCUUAGAGGAUUAUGUGGCACAGGGACUGAACAGUAUACCUGAAGGAAAAACAUGCACAGAUAAACUGCAAAGAUGGAACCAGCCAGCAAAGCGACAUGUGGAGCCCAAAACUAUUAACAAAAUCAUCAUUUACAGACCACAACAUAAUAAACCAAAACCUCGUUCAGCAAAAGAUUACCAAGAUCCUCGUCAUCAAGAAGACCAGGUUAUGAACAGCAAGGCGAGGGACGAUUUACACAAAGCAUUAUUUAAAAGUAUACCACACAGUGGGUUUUCUAAGUAUGGACUUCCCCCAAAGGAAGUCAUACCUGUCACUGAUGUGUUGGAUAAUGGACUACAACUAUUAUUCUGUCAUCCACCAUCCCUAUUUCAAAUUGAAACUGCUUGUGAAACAUUUUUAAAAACAAUGGAACUUUCAGAUGAUGAAAUUAGUGAUAUUGAAACUAAAACAAAAGAACAAUCAAUGUGUACUUUGUGGCAUAGUGUACGAGAAAAGAGGAUUACUGCUUCAAAUUUCCAUGCAGUAACAAACAGGAGAAGUACUACAGAUCCAACUAAUCUGUUAAAAAGACUUCUCAAGUACACACAUGGUACUAGUACCAAGGCAAUGGAAUUUGGUUUGACGAAAGAAGAUGAUGCAGCCAGACGGUACAAGCUACACAUGGAAAAGACCUAUCCACAUGUUGUUGUGUCUAAAGUAGGCUUUAAAGUGUGUAAAGAUUUUCAUUUUUUAGGAGCUUCAGCUGAUAGACUGUCAGAGUCUUCAAGAGGUCAAGUACUAGUUGAAGUGAAAAAUCCACAUUCAACCUGGGAUACACCAACUAUUAUGGAAGCAGCAAAAACCUUGCCAUGUUUGGUUACAGAUGAAAAUAAUCAAGUUGUGUUAAACAAAAAGCAUAUGUACCACACACAGAUUCAAGGACAGAUGGCCAUAUAUGGCAUUCAUGAAUGUGAUUUUGUUUUAUGUACAGGACAGGACAUUUUGGUUGAAACCAUUACAUUUGAUGCCAUACUCUGGGGUAAAAUGGUCAGUAAACUGUCACACUUUUACAAAACAAUCAUGCUACCAGAAAUUGUAUACCCAUGUAUUAAAUUUGGAAAUAAGCCCUUGAUUUUACAAACAUAAACACAUGCUUGAAGGGUAAUAUUUGCACAUGAACUGCCUGCUAUAGCUGCUAUUUAAUGUUAAUAUAUAUGAAAGUGCUUUUGUAGGUUUUGUAGGACAGGGUUUCCAAAAGUACACAGUUUGUUUCACAAAAAUGUACAUAUUGACUUGUUUCACACCAUAAUGUACAUAUUGACUUAUAUACAUCUAUUAUGGUCUUGUGGUAUAAAUAUGUGAACAUUACCAACUUGUAUUUAAUUUAUUACAUGUUCAGUUGUUAUCUAAAUUAAUAAUUUAAAUAAUAUGUAUAACUAAAUAGAGAGUAAACUCUAGUUAAUGCACAUUAAUAGUACCAACUUAUAAUGGUACAUUGGUAGUUAAACUUGUUAAAUACUACAUAUUAGAUUCUGUAUGACUUCAUCAGCUUCAACACUUAAUUAUAGGGGUUUGGAAAUUUGUCAAAAAACAACAAAUUUUGAAUAAGUAAAGUUUGUUUUAUUUAACGACGCCACUA
Messenger RNA from Gigantopelta aegis, 1693 nucleotides. RefSeq lists its product as uncharacterized. Bases 1 to 1200 code for a protein of 399 amino acids. The record is from RefSeq and is a predicted model, not a curated record. The transcript has 2 exons. NCBI's taxonomy places the organism in Eukaryota, Metazoa, Mollusca, Gastropoda, Neomphalida, Peltospiridae.